Candidozyma auris is the source of this 6423-nucleotide messenger RNA. RefSeq lists its product as uncharacterized. Gene Ontology annotation, cellular component: Golgi apparatus; endocytic vesicle; membrane. The transcript has a single exon. The record is from RefSeq and is a predicted model, not a curated record. Lineage: Eukaryota; Fungi; Ascomycota; Pichiomycetes; Serinales; Metschnikowiaceae. Gene Ontology annotation, biological process: retrograde transport, endosome to Golgi; intracellular protein localization; endocytosis. The coding region runs from base 1 to 6423 and encodes 2140 amino acids.
AUGAUGCUGACCAAUUUCGACGAGCUCAUUCUGAGUCUUGAUAAAGAUGAUGCAUUAAAGUUUGCAAGCGAAACGUACCUACAUCUCACAAACUCGGAUCCCUUAGGGGAUGAAGCCAACUGUCAAGAGAUUUGGUACAAGUUGACGCGAUUGAUACACGAGCUAUGUAAGACACAAUCAAGUGAGGGCGAAACGAAAGGGAAGUCAAAAGAUGCAAACUCGAGUGAGUCAAUAAAGCAGAAGAUGUCAUUGAAUUUGAUCAAGCUCCUUUCUAGAGACAUUGUGAUUGUUCUCGAAAAGCUCCCUAACAAAAUCUACGACACUGCAAAUGACCUUUUUCCGUACCUUGAAGUGAACGACUUGGGCGAACUCAGCAUUCCUGGAAAGGCUGCAAGCGUCGUGCUCAUCGACCUUUUUGAGAAUUAUCCGCACCACUUGACCUCGCUUCUCAACUUUGGGGCCACCGUUGCGUACAAGCUUCUCAAGAAGUGUAAUUCAACCAAUAUCAUCUAUUUACUCAGCACCGUACUCAAAAAUGCGCUGAAGUCAGAUAUUGAUGAGAAGAUGCAAGCUAAACUAACCAAACAUCUUCUGAAGAGCAUUCUCGUGAGCACCAUAUCUUCCAACGCCAGCACUCUGGACUCGAACACCUCGUCCAUCUUACAAGUCGAGUACUAUAUUGAGGCUCUCAAAAAUAUAUUGAUACUACUGUCUGCAUCACACUACGAGCAGCUUUUAGAGUUUUCAGCUUCAACUUCAUCAGGAUCGAAAUUAAAGCCAGAAGCAAUAAUGACUCAGCAGCACCAGUUUCAAUCAAAUAUGUUGAACACUCAAAAAAAAAUAUUCCAAUUUGGUUUUGCAUCCGAGUUCCCUCAGAUUCGUUCUGCCACAGCUCAGUUUUUAGCUCACUUAUUACACAAUUUUGUCGACACGGGAAAAUUCACGGCUAUCGAUUAUAUAGUAGAGUCGUACCCGUUACCUGUCGUCGGUUUGUUGAAUAAUGAAGCUUCCCACACCCUUGAAAUUGACGGUGAAAUCAUCACGUCCCUGAGGGAAGAGCAAAAUGUAAUUUCAGUGCACAAUAGUGAAGGUAUAAUUGAUGCCGCUUUGAGCUUCAGAAAUAUUCAGUCUGGCUACAUCGAGUCUCUCGUCAUGUACUUACAACUUCAGCAAUUUCAAGAGUGGAGCUUCCUCUCCAAUAAGGUUUGCUCGAUAUUUGACACUAUAUUAUUGAAGUUUGCUGCUUUAAACAACUCAGAGAACGCACCAAAUUCUGAGUGGAGUAUAGUGCUCUCUCACUGGAAAAUUGUCAUUGACUUUCUACUCAAAGAAAGCGGUGCGCCAGUCCAUGAACUCGUCGCACAAUACAUUGUUCAUCGCUUCUCAACCACAGCUGGGCAGUUUUCAAGAGCAGACUCACAGACUAUACAUGCCACACAAGGUAAGAAGCAAGAUUCUAAAAUUUUUGGCUUUAAAUCAACUAAAAAAUCCAAAACUAAGGGGGAUGGUUCAAUCUCAAUUAACCCUUACACCAACCCCUACCAACUAUCGCUCUUGCUAGUGGUUGUCGAUUACCUUGUUCCAUAUGCCAUCGAUUUCAAUUCCUUAGAUGACCAAACCCUUGCUUUAAAGAAUGAGGAUGGUGACUCCGCACACAUCAAUGACGACGAGAAAAGCGACUCCGCAGACGAUGAUGAAGCCGUCCCAUCCAAAGGAAAUGACUAUAUUUGUGAGCUACUAGUCUCUUUGCUUGUCAAUAAAUUAGAACAAACGAGAAACCAUGCGACGUCAUCUCUUCUCCAUUAUGCAAGCAUUAACAAGUCUCAGAGUAAUAGCCUUAUUCUUCGAUUAUUCCAUUCAGUCACUCUGGAAUUGAGUAAUUCUGAGUUGCAAAGAGACGCGAGUUCUACAGAGAGAAAUGUCUCUCCCUAUGUCUUAACGAGAUUGUUGAGUAAUUCAUUGGCGCUACUGUCUUUGUUGAAGCAAGCGGAUUCCACUAUUCUUCAAAAUUCUACUAUCGCCAAAAUACUAAGUUUUUGCACACAAAAUUUGAAACACGGUGGUAAUACGAGUAAGAGGUUUCUUAGCAAUGCCGCAUGCUGGAUUAUCAUGGCUAGUCUUGUCACGUUCAGCGAAACUUCGGAGUUUGUAAAACUCAAUUCCUCCCAAUUUUUGGUCUUCUGGAAAAACCUUCUAACGUCUCAAUUAGUGAGUGCGGACUUAGGGAGUACUUCAGACGCUUCUCACGUAAAUGAGAUUAUGAACAACCUCAUGUUACGAUCUUUGAGUCUCUUGUGCUUGCACAACUACAUCGAUUCUAUUGCGUCUACUGCAGAUAUUCCGAGUCAGUUACAGUUCCUUCUUGUCAAGUCGUACAAUUAUCUCACUUAUUUGGAAUCCACCUUUGAAGACGUUGGUGCAAUCACGGCGUUUAAUUCACAUUCGUUUAAUGAAAGCAAUUUCAAUCCAAACUCAAUCGGCAAUCUCAUAUUUUCAACUUAUCACACUUCGAAGCUUCUACCAGCGAAGCAUAGACUAGCCAGUUUGAUACUAUACAACAAAAAGGUUGUUCUUCAGGGGUUCAUCAAACUUGCUCCUACCCUUAAACGUGAUGUCAAUUCUAGCUUAGUGGUUUUCCUCACACGUGUUUUUGCUGAUGUCAAGUGUUUCUCAAGGUUGCUCACCAACGAUCCAUCAAAGGAGAGAAGCAAACUGAGGAAGCAUAAAGGUGCUCUACACAGGGCCGCUCAUAGAAAUCACACAUUAAUCAAACUCCAGGACGACUACAAUUAUGAGUUUGGUGUAACAAGCAAGUUUGCUUCGUUGGGCUGCCCCGACAAGAUGUCCUUAACAAAGGACUCCAUCAAUACAAACCUGUACUCUAGCUCCAAAUGGGAGCCUACGUUUUUGAGUUGGCCCUCCUGGUUUGAACAAAGAGUCAUGCAAGGUUCGGUUUUCGCAUACAAUCAAGAUCCAGCUUCUUUUUUGUUGACUGGGACUCGAGAUCAGACGUAUUGUGCAAAAAGUAUUUUGAGAUCAAUUGUUGACUUCUCUAUUGAGCUUUUUCAAUACGUUUUCCCAAACUUGACCUUCAAGAUUCAGUUUUCACUUCUUGAACAGCUUAGGUCAUCAUUGUCUCAAAAGACUGUCGAUCCAAUGAGGAAGUUAGCAAUUCAAGUGAAUGACACCAUCGCACUUAAUAGGCUAUUGAGAUACAUUAACGAGUCAAAGAGUAUUGUGGAUAGUGAAAUUCUCGAUGCCAUUCUCACCACUGUGGAAACGAUCAACUUCAGUAACAUUCUGCUUGAUAAUUUCAAUGCAGAGACUGUCGGGAUGGUCUGCAAGAUGUUACCAAACGAUGACGUUGAGAGAAUCAUAGCACGGUACAUAAACGAAAUUGUUUCCCAGACCGAUCCUCUCGUCAGAGGAAGAAUGCUCUUGUUUCUUUCCGCUAUUUUCAAACACAGCCAUCGUGGAUUUUCGGAUGUGCUUGACGUCAUUUUGCAACUUAUGAGGGAUCCCAAUCCAGUGAUGGCAUAUUACUCAUCCAGUGCAGCAGUUGUCCUCUUGGAAAACUCACUUGGAAAUUCUUAUUUAGUGAAACAAUUGAUUUCACUAAUACACUGCAAUAUUCUCAACGACUCAUUUGGUCUUCAUUUUGAAAAUGAGCUCAUGGAGAAUCAGCGCCUCUGUUAUCACGUUCAAGCGAACUAUUCAAAAAUAAUGUGUUUUGGUAUAACCUCUCUUGGACCAGCGCUCAAAUCAUGUGACGACAAUCUCAAGCAAGCCUUCACAGAUUUGCUCGUGUAUUUCGCUAACGGUAUUGGAAACUGCGAUUCAGAUGAGUGUGUCAAUGUUACUAGAGAUGUUCUCAGUGCCUUUCAACAAAUUCUCAUUUUUGACAGUUCAUUCACUCCAAGGUUUUCAGCGUGGUUUCAUAGACAAGCGGUAGAUGUGAUAAAGGCUAACAUGAAACUUGGAAUUGGAGUAGUAAGUCCAACGUUCCCUUCUGCUGAAUCAAUUUUUCCAGUCUCGACCUCGAUCGAGUUAUACGAUCUUGGUUUUUCCAGUAUCUUGGAGAUGACAAAAGUUGGUAUUCCUACUUUGAACAAGGAGAACGUGAACCUUGCGUGGAUUGCAAUGGAGAUUAAUCCUACCAAUUCGUUAAUGGAGCUUAUUGACUACUGGGUCGACUCCCACCCCGAGAAAGAUUGGUUUUCGCAGGUGAAUGCCUUGUUCAAGCUGUCUGCAAAAAGAUUAACAGGUCCUUUUUUGGAGCAGACAUAUCAGUUAAAGCUUCUUCCUUUAACACAAAGACGGAAGAAGAAGAACAGCAAUUCCAUCGACAUGAAGGAUGAUGAAGUGAAAAACAUAGUCAACGAGGACGCUGAUUCAGAAGACAAGAAUGAACCGAUCACUUGGGAGUUCCGCCUGUUCUUAUAUGAUGUUAUGAUUCACAUAAUGAAUGCUGCAAGAAGGAAUUCAAAGCUCGCGUCAUCAUUGACCAGCAAAAUUCAAGAGAUUGUGCGGAUGUCAUUUUUGGGCACUACUUCGCCAAUUACUGCAAUUCAGUUGAAAGGGAUAGAAUUGCUUGACAGCACACUUAGUCUUUUUGGUCAGCUUCAAGAUCCUCUUUAUCCAGGAAUAUCUAUUUUAGAGCAACAGCAAGCUCAGAUUAUCAGUGCAGUGGUGCCAUGCUUCGGACCUCACAGCAAUACUGAAGUCAUCGUAAACGCAAUCAGUGUUUCGUCUAAAUUCAUGAACCUUCCAAGAAUCAAAUUUUACUCCAAGCAAAGGAUCUUGAAGACCUUAGUUUGCUUGCUUGAAGAGAUCUCUUCCAACAAGUUUAUAAAGUUUACUUACUUGGAAGCCAUGUCAGAGUUCAACAGAAAGGCAAUUCAACUUUCAAUCUUGAAUUGUUGGGCUGUUGUAAAGAUUAAUUUUGAGGAGUCGACACAAGAGGCGAAUGAGCAAUUUGCUUCAAUCUUGACAAAGUAUUCCGAUUUGUUGGUCUCACUUUGGAUCUUGGCCUUGAAGGAUCUUUCUACUCUAAGAUAUUGUCAACCGUCGAGCAAAGAAAUCCCGCUUUACGGCGACUGUUGGUUGAAUUUUGUUGAGGUUUUGACGAUCGAGCUUGAGCUGAAUUCUACGAAGAUUACUGAACUCCUUCAAGAUGAUUCAAGCGACUUUUUCUUCGUGUUGUUCUGUCAAUGUGCAGAGGCAUUGAUAAAGAGUUUGGAUACUCCACGUGUACUUCUGUCAAUGAAACGUCUUGUGAGCAUACCAACUCUCGUUUCAAGUUUGAUAGCUGAUGACAUCUUUGGAGAAGUUAUUGAUCUACUUGACCGCCUCAUCCUUGUUGAAGAACCCACCGAAGCGAAAAUUGAAGUUAUCGAGAUCGCAUUUACAUUAUCUAGGGGGUGCGUGAAAGAAGUGGAUGGUCUGGAUAGUUCGACCAAGUUGUUUGAGCUUUUGCGAAUUGCCAUGCUCCCUUUGUUCAGCAAUUUCCCAUUCUUGAGAGAUGACUACGACCCUGAGGAGAUCACUCACCAGAUGACACUAAAAAAAUGUAAUUCCGCCUCCAGCUUGUUGAUUCUCAGAAAGCUGUUAUCUGCUGUGGUUCAAAUGUUGAGUAAUUUUGAUGGUCAGUCAAAAGCCAGUCUCUGCUCCUGUCUUUUUUACCUUUUUGCGAAAUUCUACGAGCACAACGACGACAAUUUAAUCGGAGUGAUUUUGCCCUACUUGAAACUUGUGAUGAACGAAUUAGGCAAAGAUAAAAGCACUGUUUUGAGUUCAUUCUUCACGCUCUUGAAGAGUCAGGGGUUCUUUGAUACUUCGAAGGGGAGAAACAAUCAGGUUAUUACUAUUAUUCUUUUAAUCACCAACAGUGAUAUCACACUUGAUGAGCAGGAAGCAGAGUAUCUUGCCAAUGCAAUAUUGGGUUUGAUCCUGGAUACCGAAUUUGCCUCGGCAGGAGUCCUGGCCGUUAAAUCGCUCUUGAAGGACACGAAGUCGCCACUCGAAUCGUCAGUCGUUAGAAACUUGAUGCUGAAGAUGGUGAAGCAAUUGGCCAAUGGAGACGAGAAAUCUACUGUUGACCCGCUCCUAGCUUUCGAAAUUGUUUGUGUAUUUUCUGUGUCAGAUUCGAUACAAAGUGACUUGGAGAGGGCCGUAUCCUUGUAUGCGAUGCUUCUUCCGCUCUUUGUGAAACACGACAAUGCUGGCAUUGUUAGUGAGGACUACCUACACGGAAAAACGGUGUUACUACUUAACAGAAAUCCUGAGGCGUUCAAGAGAGUUGUGAAUGAGUACCUUGAUGAGGAACAAAAGAAGCAUACCGAAAGUUUAGUGAAGAAAACUAGAAGCCACAAUCAAGUCUCGGAUGCAAAUGACUCUACUAUUGAACUAAAGACAUUUGGGUGA